Messenger RNA from Notodromas monacha, 2753 nucleotides. The record is from the annotation of a GenBank genome assembly. NCBI's taxonomy places the organism in Eukaryota, Metazoa, Arthropoda, Ostracoda, Podocopida, Cyprididae.
AGGAAUUUAUCCAAACGCCCCGCGCAUCAGAAUAACCUAUCAUUCAGAAAUUUGACUUAUUUCUAUCGGGUCGAAUUAAGCUGGAAUAUAGGAUUCCAAGGAGUAGCAAGCUCGUAUCACUGCAUACAGAACAUGAGAAGACCGAUAUUUUUUAUCGUUCUUUCGACCCAUUUUCUCCUGGGGAUCCGUUCUGCUAGCGAGGGAAGCGACACCUACAUGAGGCCCAAGGUAUACUCCAGACUUGAAGGCAGCGUCCCAGCAAAGGCAGACGGGAGCUAUACGGGUUUCAUUGCCGUGAUCGAGCUGAACAUGAACGAUUCUACAGUGAAGCCCACAUUGCUCGGAGCCAUCAUUUCCAAGAGGCGCAUGGGGAAAAAGUCCCACUUUGACCUGGGAUGGAAAGGAGGCUGCAACUGUCCAAGGCUAACAGUUUAUUCAGAAAUGUCCUUGCUGGGCCUGGAAACCAAACUUAGGCACAUCCUGACUACCGCCAACCUUCUGGAUCAAAACGUCUGGGCAAGCCAGGGCUUGUCGAUUAACAGCAUUGAUGUCUCCGUUAAAGUUCUGGGCGGGAAUGCGACAAAAUUCGUCAAUCUGACAACUUCAGACGUUAUCAAUCAUCCAAAAUAUGUAACACCCAACGCUACAUCUUCUGAGGACGAUUUUCUGGAAUCUCAACCAGCGAUUCUGACACUGAACGCUGAUGUUGCCAUAGGCAUAGACAACGAAUUAAGAUCAAUUCCGAUUUCCUGCUCCAUCAAUGAUACAAGCGUUUAUAGUUUUCUCGCUAUCUAUGACUGGGCAAAAUCGUCCACCGAAGAUGGAUUCGAGCUUUGGAGAGCAUAUUAUUUUUGGAAAAAUUGCCCGGCCAACCCAUCAUUUACCAAGGAAUGGUCUUUGUGCUUUCAGUUUGUCGAACCACGCAUGUACAAUGUGUCUGACAUGGGAAUCUUGGGAUCACCGAUAGUAAGAGAUAGCCUGGUCCAUGAAAAAGCCGCACUGAUCGCAGUCAAGGCCAGAACGUACAACGUAUCAGCUACAGAGUCUUUGACAUCCGCUACAAGCAUGAGCUACAGCGAGAUUUACAAAUUCGUUUGCCAAUAUGCUGACGUGUGCAUCAAUAAUGGCUCAGCAGCCACCACUAUAACCGAAGUCCUUUUGACUAAUGCUACCAGCAGUACAGUUGUAACUUCGACUACCGCUGUAACUCCCACUACCACUGCAAAUGUGACUAGCACUGCUGCAACUGAGACUAGUAUUAAUGUCACGACUGCAACGGCGACUGAUGGUAACACUACCAUCACUGGAACUGGGAAUAAUAAUGCUACCACCCUAACAUCAAUUAAUAAUACCACCACGGCAACUAACCUGACUGUUGAUGUUACGAUUAUCAAAAGUAAUGCGACUACUCGUCGUUACGAUUAUACUGGACCAGAUCAUGAUGACCAUCAUCAGGAUGAGGAUGAGAAUAAGUGGUCCAGUUUCAUGCAACUAAUCAACAAUGGAAUCCGUUACUUUUUCGGAUGAGUUUAUUCAGGCAUAAAUGAUUAUAUGUUUGCUUCCCGAAGGCGGAUCAGAACAAAAUGUGUUGCAUUGCAUAUUUGAGAGUGUUUAUUCUGUGUUGCCUCUUAUUUUUGUCUGCGAUGUUGGUUUUACGUUUAUAUGCAUAGGAAUACAGUAAGACCCCCAGAUGUGGACAUAAUUGGUGUAUCAAGAGUGUCCCUAAGUCGAGAUGUGUUUUCCCAUAGACUUGCAUUAUAUAAUUUUUAAUUGAUGUUUUCUGGAAAGAAAUAUUGAUCAAAAUUCCUUUUUAAAAUUGAGGAAAAAAAUUCUAAUGAUAAGAAAUUAUUGAAUCAGUGUUUUUCAAGUCAUGUAUAAAAUUGGAGCAUUGGGGACCUACAAAAUUCACAAAAUGUACAAUUUCUGUGCUACUGCUGAAUGUUAAGAUCCAUCAAUUCAGCAAAUGUUCUCUUCCUUUCUUCUCCAGCUGUGGCAUCUUUUUGAUUUCUUUUUUGAGUUCCACAGUUGGCAUAUUCCUGAUUAUUCCAGAUGUUUUUGUCUUCAAGGAAAUUUUCCAGUUUUUUUUAGCUAGCCUUCUUGAAAUUAACUUAUAAAACUUAGCUUUUUGUCAAGCAAAAAGUUGAGAAUAAUGUUUUUCAACAGUUUCUUAGGAACAUACAGGAAAAAAUGUCUAAGUAAACAUGCUGCACCUCUGUACACUAUUGAAAAUUGAGAUGUUAGCAUCUCCUGUAAAAAUGAAAUUAUACAAAAAGAGAUAAGGAAAUCCCUUUUUUUGAGAAUCUCUAUGCUUGAGAUAAUUUUUAAAAUUAGCUAAAUGGAAGGGAAAAUGAUGACAGAAUUUUAAAACAAUUUUUGUCACAUAAAUCUACCCAUCUUAUGGUUCUGAAUAUCUGUUCCACGAAAUUUCUGAAAAUUUUGAUUUUCUGAAAAUUUUGAUGUCCGCAGGUCGAGUCAGUGUCUGCAGGUUGGGUCUUUUUUAAUUAUAAGGAAAGUGUCCCUAAGUCAAAUUGUCCGCAGGUCAAGGCGUUUGCAUGUGGGGGUCUCACUGUACAUUCCUUAGUAUGGUGAUGAGGAUUUUGAAGUGACACUUUGACUAUACGGCACUUUUUUCUUGCACAAAUUGAGCACAUUUUUCUUUGUUUUGCAGUAAAAACUCGAGUGCUGUAUGAUCAUCUGUAAUUUGCACAAGAUAGUGUGGAAUUGAAGAAAAUAAAAAAGCACAAGCAUCAAAA